AUGGCGGACGUGGACGUGGAUACGGAGGUGGCGGCCGCGGGGCCGAAGAAGAGGACGUUCCGCAAGUACAGCUACCGUGGCGUGGACCUCGACGCGCUGCUCGACAUGUCCACCGACGACCUCGUCCAGCUCUUCCCGGCGCGCGCACGGCGGAGGUUCCAGAGGGGUCUGAAGAGGAAGCCCAUGGCGCUCAUCAAGAAGCUCCGCAAAGCGAAAAAGGAUGCUCCCGCCGGUGAGAAGCCUGAGCCUGUGAAGACCCACCUCCGCAACAUGAUCAUUGUGCCUGAGAUGAUUGGGAGCAUCGUUGGCGUCUACAACGGCAAGACCUUCAAUCAGGUUGAGAUCAAGCCGGAGAUGAUUGGCCACUACCUUGCAGAGUUCUCCAUCUCGUACAAGCCAGUCAAGCACGGUAGGCCCGGUAUCGGUGCUACCCACUCUUCGCGGUUCAUUCCUCUGAAGUGA
Molecule: messenger RNA, 462 nt
Organism: Miscanthus lutarioriparius
Lineage: Eukaryota; Viridiplantae; Streptophyta; Magnoliopsida; Poales; Poaceae
Source: the annotation of a GenBank genome assembly